Messenger RNA from Fusarium odoratissimum NRRL 54006, 1083 nucleotides. RefSeq names its product diaminopropionate ammonia-lyase. The coding region runs from base 1 to 1083 and encodes 360 amino acids. The transcript has a single exon. The record is from RefSeq and is a predicted model, not a curated record. NCBI's taxonomy places the organism in Eukaryota, Fungi, Ascomycota, Sordariomycetes, Hypocreales, Nectriaceae.
AUGCAAGUCACCACAGAAUACAGCCAUUUUCACAACAAGACACGUCUUGACCAAAACAAGGGAACAACCGCAGCCAUUUGUGUUCAAAACCUCUCUAGAUGGACUGAAGCAAUUGAAGAAAUCUGCACAUGGCCUGAAUACAAACCACAACCAUUGCGCUCGCUGCCCCUUCAGGCGGAGCAACUUGGCAUUGGAAAGCUGUUCUUCAAGGACGAGAGCAAGCGCUUCGGUGCCUCUCUCGGAUCCUUCAAGGCACUCGGUGCUCCGUAUGCUGUGUUCAAGAUCCUGGCGGAGGAGGUCUUUUCGAAAGCUGGCGUCAGGCCAACGUCAGAGGAUCUUCGAACGGGCAAGUUUAGGGACAUCACGCAAAAGGUCACAGUUUGCGUUGCUACGGACGGAAAUCAAGGUCGAGGUCUCGCCUAUGGGGCCAAGACCUUUGGCUGUCGUUGUGUGGACUACAUUCACAAUCACGUCAGCCCCGGACGUGCUGAGAUGAUGAAGGACUUGGGCGCUAUUGUUAUUCGCGUAGCGGGUGAAUACGAAGCCUCUGUUGAGAGAGCCAAGGCUGAUGCGAGAAUGAACGGAUGGCAUUUCGUAAGCAGCACCUCUUGGAGCAACUUUGACAACAAUAUCCCGCGAAACGUCAUGAAUGCUUACAUGGUCAUUGUGGAGGAGGCACUCCAGGCGAUUCCUGUCGUGGAGAACAUCACGCAUGUUUUUGUUUGCGGCGGCGUCGGCAGUAUCGCAGCGGCCGUAUUCCUUGGCUUCUUCACUCGCCUCUCUCAGAUCAAACAGUCAAACCAAGGCAGAGUCCUAAUCCCUCCGAGGUUUAUCGUGGUUGAGCCCAAGGAAGCGGAUUGCUUAUUCCAAAGCGCCAAGACAGGAGAGAUAUGUCUCUCCGAAGGAAGUCUCCGUACGCUGAUGGCGGGCUUGGCUUGCCGCGGUCCAUCACCAGCCGCAUGGAAGAUCUUGACAUGGCUCGCCAGUGACUUUGUUGCUGUCCCAGAUGACGUAGCGGUUGCGGGGAUGAGGCAAUUGGCGGGUGUAGUAAGUUGUCCUGAUCAUUUAACGCCUGUAGAGUAG